GAGUGGAAUCUGAAUAACCGAGCGGUGUCCGGACCGUGCUGUACGGAGCAGAGCGCAGCGAUAGACGGGCGGGCAGUGCCAGGAAAGGACACAAAGCGAGGGCGAUGAGCGGGCGUGACGUCAUUGGAAGGCGACGGCGUACCAGGAAGCUGCGAGAGGAGACCAACGUGUGUUCGGAUAGUUACCGGUGAUUAAAGAUGGAUUACAUCACUAACCCUGGAACUCUGUCGCUGGCAGCAGGAAUAGCCUGUGGUGUUUUACUAGGUUGGAGCCUGCGUGGUCGAGUUGGCCGUUCAAAGAAUGUAACAAAAUUAUCAGGAAGUGAUGCAGGAAGUGAAGCAAGUGUGAUGGGAGAAGGCGGAGAGUUCAAGAUGGUACUAGUUGUCCGAAACGAUUUGAAAAUGGGAAAGGGAAAAGUUUCUGCACAGUGCUCACAUGCUGCGGUAUCCGCUUACAAGCAGCUCCUUAAGAGAAAUCCUGAAUUACUUAAGCAAUGGGAAUAUUGUGGGCAACCCAAGGUGGUACUGAAAGCUCCGGAUGAAGAUACUUUGGUUGAGCUUCUCACCCAGGCAAAACAGCUGGGACUGGCUGUCAGUCUGAUUCAGGAUGCAGGUCGCACACAAAUCGCACCAGGAUCUAGAACUGUCCUUGGUGUGGGACCUGGUCCUAGUGAUUUAGUUGAUAAAGUGACUGGACAUUUAAAGCUCUAUUGAGGUUUCUGUCACUUAAUAAAAUAGUAAAUGACGACCUAAUUCAUCUUAUUUCACCCUCCUGUUUAGUGUUUUCUAAUACAUAAGGAUAAUAAACUUUACAUAUUUUG
Rana temporaria (common frog) is the source of this 820-nucleotide messenger RNA. It is a transcript of the gene PTRH2, whose product is annotated as peptidyl-tRNA hydrolase 2. The record is from RefSeq and is a predicted model, not a curated record. Gene Ontology annotation, molecular function: peptidyl-tRNA hydrolase activity. Gene Ontology annotation, biological process: positive regulation of anoikis; negative regulation of anoikis. Lineage: Eukaryota; Metazoa; Chordata; Amphibia; Anura; Ranidae. The transcript is spliced from 2 exons. The coding region runs from base 198 to 713 and encodes 171 amino acids. Gene Ontology annotation, cellular component: cytosol; mitochondrion.